CAGACGAAAAACGCAUCAUUCGAAAUUGCGAUACACUCUGGGGCGGUGGGUGCGUACAUUUGUUUUCAAAACGUUUGUGGAAAAUCUUUGCUGACAGCUACAUCCAAUGUAAUAUUGAGAAACCGGUUUACGUAGAUUAGUUUCCAUAUGGAUCGAAUGAAGUGAAGAAAACCUCAAUUGAAAAAUCUAUUGAACGUCGAGGUUCAAAUAGUACGACUUCUGUGUCUUUUGUUCUUAAGUGAACUCAGAGGAAUAUGUUUUGAAGUUUUUUUUUUCACCACAACAUUCGCGCCUACGUGUUAGUGUGUGCAUGGCAAUCAAGGAUAGAAUAAGAGAGAAAGCGUGCGAAUACCGCACACCCUUGUUUACUGCACGUGAGCGGAGAGAAUUUUUCCGCUCCUGACGAAUGAAUUUCCUCUUCGCGGAAAUGCGAGCCAGUGAAAUUUGGAAAACCUAACCAUUCGCCUGAGCCCGUGCUGAGAAAUCAGUCUGUUUUUAGCUUUCGGUGAACCGUGUAUCGCCCUCCUCCGCAGAUGGACAGAUGAGACAGAUUGUACUCAAAAUAUAGUAUAAUAACUAAUCAUCUCUUCUCUUGUGCACUGUUUGGGAGGCAAAAAUAAACUAUGCCUGUUAAAAUGUACAGAUAAUGAGUGUUAUCGUUACUGCCUAGCGGUUUUUGCGACUCCGGCCUACUGUGAACGAAAGUGAAUUGUCUCCCAAUGCUCUGCAGAAUCCACCCGGAGUUCCUUUCCACAAAUUAGUUUCGGUUUCAUCUAUCAAAAAUAGAAAAGAAAUAUAAAUGGGAAGCCAGUCGAAGCUGGUGAAAUAUUGCCUCCCAGUUGUGCAGUAGUGGACAAUAUUACCGGCCAAUUCGCAGCAGUUGGUCGUAGACAGAAAAGAAGAUUGAAACGGGCAGCAGGGGAAUUUGCAUCCAGUCGUCACAAUAUGUUCAAAAAUAUCUACCAUCAAAAAGAGAAGAUGAAAGCAAGCGCCGCCAAGUAAACGGUGUGUUGUUGAAUUGGUGUCUCUGGCAGUCUUGGAGAAAUCUCUGGCUUUUAGUAGUGUUCGGAGUUGUGAAAAUUAACGCACGCCUGCCGUUUGCCUUUCAGUAGCCGGAGAAGGGAAUUUGCACGAGAAAAAAUAGAUACAAUUUUAGUGAAUUCUGGACGGCUGUCAAGAGCGUACACUGAAGAGGCCGGUGAAUCCCGCAGCAAGCGUGAGUGUUUUUUCCCUAUAUGAGAGAUGUGCUUCUGCAGGGGCAGGAAAAUUUUACGAUUCUCCUGGACUAAUCUCAAGUGCUCUGCUGUUCAGUAUUCCGAUCUUGGAAGUCCCCAAAGUAUCAGCGGGCAUUUCGCAAUAACGGUGUAAUUUCUUAAUUGCCAUCCGUUGUACGAGCGACUCACGAUCCAAGCAAACAUCGGAAAACUGUCUUCAAUCCAGCAGGUGACAUCUAUUUUUGUGCAGUACCUACAGCUGAGAUUGACGAGUGCAUUCGGUGCAUUUUCCCGCCCCCAGCCCACCUUGCAAGAAGUGCGAAAUCACCCAUCCGAGUGAACGACAGAACAUUACCCACAAGGAAAGUGUGUGAAAUGUUUUUCCCUGCCGGCUGAGCGAAAGAGAAAAAGAGUAAGCCUCCCAAUAAGAGAGUGAGAAAUUGUGUGAAAAAAUUGUACUGUGAAUGCCAUUACUCCGUGUGUCUAGUAGUAAAAGCAACUCGAUGUUUACUCGUAAUUGAUGGUGUUCUUAAUUGAAUGGAAAAAGCCUCCAGGAAGUAAAUGAUCUAAGGCGUAAUGUAAUCUCUCAGUUUGUGUAAAAACAAUGAAGAAGUGAAAUCUUGGCUCUGCGAAAAAGUGUUUCCACUUAGGUGUCAUAAUAAAAAUCCCAACAAAAUACAUAAAUAAAGUUCUCACUCCUGUGGCGUGGUAUCGAUGUGUGUAUCAAGUGCAGAGAAAAAGAAUAAGCAGUCGACCAAGUGAACCCGCCCAUCUACCACCCCCUUAGGAAAGAAAAACAUCGUUCCGUGUAUUUGUUAUCGUUCAAAUGAAAGUCAAAUGUGCUCCAAGUGAGAAAGGCCUGUCAAAUCAACUAUAACAGUGCUGUGGAAGGAAUUUAUGAUAAUAACUUUGGUAAAACAAGUUAAAUAUUUUAAGACAAGAAGCUAAAUUUACUUCGCCACAGUGCUACCAAACUUAGAAAAGUGAAAUCACGUGAAAAAGUCGUUCGUGUCAACGGCUGAAACCUGCUCUAAAACCAGUGCAAGAAAAGUAAGCAAAAACGUUCACAAACCCGGGAGAAGAAAGUUGCCCGCCCAAAUAACGAGGAAGGAAAAAAAACAGAAAAUAACGAAAACUUGUGCGAAAGUGAGUGUUAAAUCGGUUUACUGCUGCAGCGGGUGAAAUCGUUCAAUAAACUGGAGAAAUCCGUGUCUAGCGAAAAAUUGUCUUCGUGUUCUAAAUGUUUGCAUCGACCGAACUUGCCAGGAUCAACUAAAUGACUUGACACAGAACUAGCCGCACCCCUGUACCUCAAGGAAAAAACAGACACCAUAACAUGCUACAAAUAUCAUCGAAAUGAACCAAAAAAUGCAAAGUGAUAUCUUGGCUAGUUGAAGCCAAAACGAAAAACCAAUGAAGGAAAACUAGGUGAAUGCGCGACCAACGAAGCGAAUGAGAAGUGCUUUCCAAAAUCUUAAAAGAGAAGCGGCGCCGAAUAGAAAAAAAGCAAUGAAAGUGUGUUGAGUUGAAAAUAUUUCCUCUUAGUUGCAGUGCUUUUUUUGUUUAAACGAGUUGCCAUCUUCUGUUGAAAUAGCCGUGAAAGUUUAUUGUUAAAUUAAUUGCUGCUGCUUUUUGGCUAACACGCUAAAAGUUGUCACACCGCCAUUACAAGCUCUCACAUCAAAAGCCAUUGCGAAAUGGCCACCAAAUAUGGCACACAAAUUAUUUACACCAACUCUCGAACCACCAUCAAGCUCCGAAAGCCUGUAUCCACAUUGUCGAUUCCCGGAUCGAUGAAAACACCGUGUGCCGGUAAUCGGGAAUCAGUAUCGGCUGCAUGCACAGAAGAAGCCGGUGUCGCGCUCGUGGGCGUACACUCAGAGUAUCCCAGGUACAUGGAGGAGCGAGGCCUGGGAGGCGGCGUCUGUAAAGGUCCCGGUACGGUACAAGGCGGUCCUGGUCAAAAGCAAAAACCAAAUGUAGGAUAUCGACUUGGACGGCGGAAAGCGUUGUUCGAGAAGCGAAAACGAAUCAGUGAUUAUGCCCUCGUCAUGGGUAUGUUCGGAAUUAUUGUGAUGGUGAUAGAAAACGAAUUAAGUAGCGCUGGUGUAUAUACUAAGGCAUCUUUUUAUUCAACUGCUUUAAAAACGUUAAUAUCCGUAUCGACUGUGAUUUUACUCGGGCUAAUUGUAGCCUACCACGCCUUGGAAGUUCAGCUUUUUAUGAUAGAUAACUGCGCGGAUGACUGGCGGAUAGCGAUGACCUGGCAGCGAAUGAGCCAAAUAUCUUUAGAAUUACUCAUCUGUGCGGUGCAUCCCAUUCCAGGUCAAUAUUAUUUUCUAUGGACAACUAAACUAGCGAAUAAGAAUAAAGCCAUGGGAACGGAGCUCGUCCCGUACGACGUCGCGUUAUCCUUGCCAAUGUUCCUUCGUUUGUACCUGAUAUGCCGUGUGAUGCUGCUACAUUCGAAACUAUUUACCGAUGCUUCAUCACGUAGUAUAGGUGCACUGAAUCGUAUCAAUUUUAAUACACGAUUUGUGCUAAAAACACUAAUGACAAUAUGCCCGGGAACGGUCCUACUAGUAUUCAUGGUUUCAUUAUGGAUAAUAGCGUCGUGGACGCUCCGGCAGUGCGAGAGGUUUCAUGAUGAAGAACAUGCCAAUCUGUUGAACGCCAUGUGGUUAAUCGCAAUAACCUUUCUGAGCGUUGGCUUUGGCGAUAUCGUGCCGAACACGUACUGCGGCCGGGGCAUCGCAGUCAGUACGGGUAUUAUGGGAGCUGGCUGUACAGCGCUUUUGGUGGCAGUCGUAUCGCGAAAGCUGGAGUUAACACGAGCGGAAAAGCAUGUACAUAACUUCAUGAUGGACACUCAACUAACAAAGAGGCUGAAAAAUGCAGCAGCCAACGUACUGCGGGAGACCUGGUUGAUAUACAAGCACACACGCCUGGUGAAACGCGUGAAUCCUGGUCGGGUGCGGACACAUCAGCGGAAGUUCCUGCUGGCAAUCUACGCGCUACGAAAAGUAAAAAUGGAUCAACGAAAACUUAUGGACAAUGCCAAUACCAUAACAGACAUGGCAAAGACUCAAAACACCGUUUAUGAAAUAGUUUCGGAUAUGUCGACUAGGCAGGAUACGCUUGAAGAACGAAUCAAUAGUUUAGAAGAUAAGUUACAAUCCAUUCAGACACAAAUCGAGAAUCUUCCCGAAGUGCUGACGCGCUGCCUGACACAGCACCAGGAGCGCAUGGACCAGCGAAGGAACUUUCUGCACCCGGAUGCGGCAGUAACCGGUUCAUCGUCCGGUUUACCCACACCGGCCCCUCCGCUGGGUUCACCGAUGAUGCUGCCGCACUCCAGUUUCUCUUUUAGGAGUGUUCCGUCGUCGUCGACACCGGCCUAUCCCUGGCCCGCUAGUCCCAUACUCCCACCAAUCUCUAGUAGAACACCACACCUGGUCCCGGAAACGCUCAUUCCCGCACCAGCGACGACGGCAUCAUCAAUCCUGUUGAAUUCCAUCAUCAACCAGUCGUCUACGACCGGGGAUACGCAGUUGGCCAUGCACAGGGGAACUAGCUGAAUCGAACCCAGUAGCUCAAACUCAAUUUCCCUAAUUUCAUUUUCCAACUCCAAUAAGUCCAACAUCAAUAUCAACACAUCCAUACCGACGUCGAGUAGUAGUAAAUUCACCAAACAGCGGGAACGAGCUACACGUUUCUAGCUACUAGCGAUUCCGAAUCCAUAAACCAUAAACUGACAAAACGGAACCCACCGGGUCCGUGAGCCGAAAGCAACUGACGAGAGCUGGCGAAUCGUGUGAUGGUCGAAAAUCGUAGCCAAACGAUCAACGCUGUCGUGUCACUUACUGUGUACAGAAAAACGAUAUAUGCGCCCACUACAUUAUAUGAUGAGAGGGUAAAGAUAAUGCUAAUUAUGGUGAUGUUGACUAUAGCCGGAAAUCGCAAACAUGAACCGGAUAGACGGUUUGAGCACAGGAAAUGUUAUAAAAAGACUACUUAGCGAUUAGUGAGUAAUGAAACUCUACGAUACGAUAAGAAAAAUUCGAUAGCGACUUACAAACUACACGAAACGAAAUGAAACACCAGUUGUGAAAAAAUAAAAUAGUCGCAUGACAGGUUGAGCUGUAGCGUUAUCGAAAUUGUUCAGUUCGCAUCAAACUAGGCGGGUAGACCCGGUCAAAUAGAAAAGAUACAACGUGGAGAGUUAGUUUCCAAAUAUUAGUGCUUAAUUUAGUAUUGAAAAAUUUACAUUGCUUUAGAGGAUUAAGGGCAGAGACCAUUCAAUACUCUGUACUUGUUAGGUUCAAUGUUAAUUUUUAUUAGCGUAAAUCGUAUAUUUUUAUGAUAGGUAAUGAAUUGAAAAAAAAAACAAAAAAUCGACAAAAGACAUAUUAUCAUGUAACACCGAACAAAAAAUAAUAAACCGAAAAAAUGAGGUUCCAAAGAGCAGAAUAGUAAGUCGGACGGUGAUAUUCAUCAUGUUUCAAUCUCAAUCUUUCAAUUCAAUCAAUAUUGACACAACGUAGCGCAAGAUCUUCCACUAUAACGGAUACAUCAAAUGUUACUCCGUUAUUGUUGAAUUGUUCUCAAAUAUCAUGUCGCGAAAGUACUAAGGAUCAGUUAAUAGGGAUUCAACAUUAUGAUUUUAAUGCAUUCAGUUUCCAAAUUACCAAACUAAAGAACCCACGGUCUCACAAGAGAAAGGCCAAACAUGGACGUGUUGCCUCAGACUUGUCAUUCAAUGCGACUUUAAAAAAAAGGUUAGAAAAAAUACCAGUAUUCAAAGACUUUCACUAAAUUGAAGUCAACAGCACAUACUGCAUAGAUCCUUCCUUGAAUAUUAUGGCUGUGAAAUUUCGACACUGUUGGCUGUCGUUCAAAGAUGCGAUACAAUGCCUGUUGGUGAAUAGCGGAAUUAUUGUGCCAAUGCCUCACAAAUUUUGAUUUACGUUUAUACGCCAAAAGGAAACCACUAUUUUGGAAAUAUCGAAUCUUCAACUUUGUAAUGAGCAACAUGAGGUAUACUAUAGCCAGUGUUGAGCAAAUUACGAAAACGAAUACGUGUAUAGAUACCUUAAUGCACGUAUAUUGAUUUUAUAUAUUUUCAAUACCAUUAUAUCGAUAUCUGAUUCAGUUGAGCCAGAUUUUGUACGAAAGAAACAGUGUCAUGUCAGAAUUUAUCUUAGAUGUACAAUAUUUUAAUUAUUUUAGUUUGCUUUAUUUUAUUAACUUGUAACGGAUACGGUGCCUUUUCGAAUGCAAGAAUUUAAAGGGCGAAUGCAAGAAUUUAAAGGACAUCUGCAAGUAAUCUGUGAUCAUAUUGCAACCGAUUUGUUAUGGUGAAUCACAAUGGUCCUAUGAGGUACAUUUGCGACAGCUUCUUCGAUGCAUUGAUAAUGUUCUUUAAGUGCUAAAAAAAUCUAAUAGAUUAUAUUGUCGGGUGGAUUUCACUGGCGGAUCCAGCGGAGGCACAUAGAGGGGGUCACAUGUGUCCCUAUUCAGCCGGAAAGUUUGUUUAGUAGAAAUGCGUGUGUAUGAAAAUCAUUCGCGAAUACUUGUUCUUGUGAACCAGCCCUUAGAGGUAUCCUUGAAAAACAACUUAAAUAAUUUCUGUGUUCAAUUUGCCAUUUUUUCGCUACUUUCACCGAAUGCCAGGAAACAGGUUUCCGAAAUUUUAUUACCAUUUUCGAAACCUUGCAUAUUUUUCCAAGAAAGUGUGUCCACCUUUAGCAUCCGGCUGGAGCCCCACAUGGUGGAUUUAAGGAAAAGGAUGGGUUUUCUAAACGUUUCUAUUCGAUGAUGAAUCGUCAAAUGAGAUUAUUCAAGUUUGUUCAAGCUUCGUGGUAUUUGAAAUCAAGUUUUCAAUAUAACCAAACAGUAUGUACUGUCCCAACAAGCAUCAUGCAUUCAUGCUUGCUAAAACUCCAUUCACACUUGCAAAAAUGUCCUUUGUGAACAAGGUACGUUGGAAAUUUAUAUAAUUAGUUACUAUCUUACGAGAAUAUUUGCUUCUCUGGUACCUUUAUUGCGGUGAAAUGCAGAAAAAAUAUGGCAGUGAAAAGUUGAGUUGAAGGUAGGGGAGCCCAGGGCUAGUUGGCGGUUGGGGUAAGUUGACAGAUCCCUCUUUUCUCUGUUUCUAUUAGACAUUAAGCGCUGCCUCCUUCUCCUGCCUCAAGUAAUGUGACACACUGUAUCCAAUGUGUUUUUGUUGCAAAACAUUUUGUUUUGUAGAAGUUGUGGGCGAUAUAUUGUUCUCUAGCACACUGAGUAAAGUAUAGUAUAGAUAUUACACCUAUCCAGAAAAUUGUUUUUUGAAUAGUUUUUUUAAAAAAUAUUUGGUUGGGGCAAGUUGGUGGUGAUGCACGUGGGGCAAGUGGGCGGUAGAGUAGAGUAGGGGUCAAGUAGGUUUGUUUUUUGGCGAGCUAGUGCGAUGGUAUUUUUGCACUGGUUUUGACAAACAGGCAGUUGUUAGAAAGGUUAUACAUCUGGCAACGUUUUAGCUAUGAUGAUUUUAUGCCUGGCUAAAUAGGCGAGGGGUCCUUUUUCGAUGUUUUUUUUAAACUGGUGCUACAAUGGGUCACUAUAUUCGUGGUUAACUAAAAUUCUUCCUAAUAUAUUAUUCAGCUGAACCCAACCAUGAUUUCGCAAAAAACUAAAGUUCUAGGGAAUCAACUGCUGGUUAACCACCAUGUGCCGUUAGGCCCCAUACAAAACUUCAUUCAAAGCUUAAUAACUUCUCCUAAGGAAGUUCAAUUGGGUUGUCGUCUGCGACAAAGUUGUAAAAAAUAAAAUGAUCUUUCUUAUUUUCAUUUGCCGUGAUGAAUUGAUCUAUACAGUACCACCUAUCAGUACAACUGUGAGCCAGUAGGGUUUCUCCAAUCCAUCUAACGUCACAAACAAGUCAGGUAUCUCUGCAGCUAUUUUGGCGCUUGGUUUUGAGCCAUUCUGCAUCAUGCGAAUAGACUUACUCCUUUUUGUCCGAAACCAUGGUCAAUCUGUCACAGUUCAUUUCGUUUCACAAAAUUUUUUGAUAUAUAACCGAUGGAUUGUAUAUAUUUUAAUACCAAAAAGGUUUUGACAUCAAGAAACAGUACAACAUCAGAAUUGGAGCUACCCCCCGUCCCAUGAUUUAAACAACAGGCUCAAAUGGGCAGGGUGACAAUAGUAACAUGACUAAAAUGUGCUCAACACUUUUGUUUCAAAUCAAUCUCGGUUGCAUUAAGUUAUGGCUAACUCAUAUUUGAUUCAAUUCGUUCUUACGUACAUGUAUGAUGCGAUAGUCCAAAAAGAAAAGAUUUACCUUGAAGAACAGCUCAUGAGAUGAAAAAUGGAAAAUUCAAUUAUUUUUCAUUUAACCAGUAUUCAAAUAUGCCUACUUUUCCAAUGUUGUGGUCCCAUAUUAUUCAGUGCAAUCAAACUACCGAAACUGUUCGAUGUGAGGGAGAGAUCUCUCCAUGUACUGUAACAUGUUGUCGAAACAAACAAGGUAGGGGAGCCCAGGGCUAGUUGGCGGUUGGGGUAAGUUGACAGAUCCCUCUUUUCUCUGUUUCUAUUAGACAUUAAGCGCUGCCUCCUUCUCCUGCCUCAAGUAAUGUGACACACUGUAUCCAAUGUGUUUUUGUUGCAAAACAUUUUGUUUUGUAGAAGUUGUGGGCGAUAUAUUGUUCUCUAGCACACUGAGUAAAGUAUAGUAUAGAUAUUACACCUAUCCAGAAAAUUGUUUUUUGAAUAGUUUUUUUAAAAAAUAUUUGGUUGGGGCAAGUUGGUGGUGAUGCACGUGGGGCAAGUGGGCGGUAGAGUAGAGUAGGGGUCAAGUAGGUUUGUUUUUUGGCGAGCUAGUGCGAUGGUAUUUUUGCACUGGUUUUGACAAACAGGCAGUUGUUAGAAAGGUUAUACAUCUGGCAACGUUUUAGCUAUGAUGAUUUUAUGCCUGGCUAAAUAGGCGAGGGGUCCUUUUUCGAUGUUUUUUUUAAACUGGUGCUACAAUGGGUCACUAUAUUCGUGGUUAAAUAAAAUAAUGUACACGCCUAGAAAAUCAACGAUUCAACUUUUAUUUGAAAAGUAUGAAUACUGCAGAUUAUUUAAAAAGUUAAUUAUUUUUAAAUAAUAUGCAAUCCAGUGAUGUCAUUCAGGUAAAAAAAUGAGGAAGUGGCAAAUGAUGUAAAAAAUCAUGAAACCGCGGAAGGAAAUGUUGAAAAAUCUUAUUUUUUCAGCAGCUGCGUCUGGCUUUGUACUUGUGAAUUACUUCCUCGGUGUCCUCGUUGUAGCCAGAGUGUGGAAUUGAGGUUGUGCAUUCCGAGUCUCGUACUUGCUAAGCUGUGCGACGAUCACUUUGCACUUCGGAGCAUUUUUUUGGAUUCCUUUGUCUUCUCUUUUUCGAUCAUGUUUGUUCGAUUAUCAACUUCAACAACACCUCAAAUUAAUAUAUUGUUAACUGACGCGGAACAUCUGACGCGCUUUCAUUGAUGAUGAACCUUGAAUUGUUGAGAGGCUGAUUGAAUACUAACGCCAUCUUUAACAGAUGUAAUUGCGUUCUUUAUGUCCUCUUCACUUCGCUUUGGCAUUUUUCGCACAAAAUUAUGUUGUCUCAUAGCUUCAAUACGUUAGUGUGACAAUUUUGAGAUGAUUUUCACAACUUUGUUUUAAAACCACAUAGCACAUUUAAGGGUUAAAUGUACUGUACUGACGACGAAAGACAAUGCGUUUUCGCAGAACAACACUUGAAAACAUAAACGACGCUGUAACUAAUACAGCAGAUCCACGGUAAAGGUUAGUUUAUAGUUCGGAAAACGUCUCCCGGGAUUUGGGUCCCUGUGUAUUUUAAAUGGAGCUCGGGAUUUUAAAUCCCGGAAACGCUUUUAUGAAAUUCAGAUAUGUUCCCAACAGUCUGCCUUUUUAUGCAACGUGUUCUUUUUUUAAAUAUCUACCUUAAUCAAAGCGGUAAAAAAUGAAAUCUGAAAACACCGCCAACCAGCCCCGGUCUCCCCUACUGUCGCUAACAUAGCACACGUAGCCCUAUACAUGACCUAUUCAAAACACUGUAAGUUUUCCAAAAAUAAUGCUUCAACAUUAUUGUACAUUGUUCAUCUAGUUUCACUUUUCUAACCCGAAAAACAUCCUAGGAAAAAAAAGGCUCUUAUAUUAUGUUUAACUUUUGUAAACCAUGCCUAUCGUCCAUUAUGCCCUUGACCAUAUAUGGUCAAGGCUACUGUCUGUCACGUUACAUUUUAACGCAUAUUUCAUAAGAUAAGUCAGCAAAAACAAUAAAACCAUAUUCUAUCACAACUGCACAUUAUUAAGGUCACUAAACCGCACAUUUUUUCCACAGAAAGUCUUUUUCUAUCAUGAACCGUUUUCACUUUAUUGUCAUUUUGAUACGUCUGUCACGUACACGUUACACACUAAAUAGAAAAAGUCUGUUCCGUUGGCCCCCAAAUUUGCAUGAAAACAGUUUUAAGUUGAAGCUUAGAAAACAAGGAAGAGUUUCAAAUAUAGUUUUCCUGAAGAAAAAUUUUGUUUUGGAUUUUAUGGAGUAUUCUCAAUGAUCUGUCACGUUACAACCAGAAUCACGUCACGUUACAGCUCUGCAUUUUCAUUGAAGCAAGGAUAUCAAGACAAUCGUACACAAAUCAUCCUUAAUCUAGGAACUGAGUAUUACCGGUAAAUUUCAUGUUCAUUUUGAAAAACAUAUUGGUUUUGAUGAACAAACGUGAAAAACUUUUAAAAAGGUCGUAAUUUCACGAAGUAACAUAUUAUGUCGAAAGAAAAUCCAAAAUAACUUGAAAACAUCUGCAUUUUGAAGGAUAAUUUUUCGAGAGCAUUUUGAAUUGAAAACACAUUUUGAAAUACAUUCUAUAACUAAAUUAUUGAAAGAAAAAAAAUUAAAUAAAAAUUAAAAAUUAAAAAAAUUAUUGAAAUAUGUUAAAACUUUUUAUUGUUAUUUUCUCUACGAUGCAAUUAUAUUUUAAAGCUUUUUUUAUUUUCAAUUAAAUUUUAAACGUUAUAUUUUUUGAGUUUGGUGUUUGUUAGUUAAAUUUUAUAAAAGGGCGUAUUUUCACUACUACAUAUUUUUGUUGAAAAAAAAAAUCAAAAUCGGGAUUAUCGAUUAAAAGUGCACCAGAUAUAGGUCGGAAAUUUUUUCUUAAGAGCAUUUUGCUUCGAAAUUAUAUUUAGUAUUAAUAUUGUAAAAGAAAAUUAUAUUUAUGACUGGCAAAUACUAAGAAAUUUAAAAGAAUACUUGAAGUUAAAAAUGCUUUCUUACUAAUAACUUCCUAAUAGUGCAAUUAUAGUUACAUCAGUUUAUAGGCUUUCGUUAACAAAAAAAACAUUGUUUUCUGUAAUUGUAUUUUUAUUUUUUUUCUUUUUUAACAAUGUAUUUGUAUUUUUAACAUUUUUUUGCUUUUUUUUGAAAAAACGCAGAACAAUUGAUUCCCUAGAACUCGCUAUCAUAUAGUUUUGCUGCACAAAUGGCGAUUUUCGAACAAUAUAUAUUGAAAUCAGUGCAUUCAAGAUCUCAUACGCCCUUUUUAAAUUUCACUCUUGAAUAAAAAUUGUUUGUUCAAUAUUGAAAAAUAUUUAGUCUCCCAUAUACAUGAAACGUAAAAGGUUUCAUCAGAAUCAAAGAUGGUCACCAAUAUUGACGCAAUUUAAUCAAACUUGAUAGAAUUGCUUUACAGCAGAAAAAAUCUGUCACGUUACAUAAGAUAAACAGUGUUUUCUUAAAAAUAAAUAAAACUUUAAAGUUUUCACAAUACAGUUUCAAAAGGUAGACUCAAAGUAGUAAGAAAAAAUGCAGGUUAGACAUUCGGCCCUAUUCUGCGCGGCGUGUGACGUGAGACGACUAAUCUCACCUCACUUUACGUGACUUUUCUCACCCUAUUCUGAGAGUCGACUCGGGUGAUGUGAGAUUCCCCAUUGCGGUUAAAUGGGUGUCUCACGUCACCCGAAGUGACUCUUCAGAAUUGGGUGAGAAAAGUCACUUAGAGUGAGGUGAGAUUAGUCGUCUCACGUCACACGUCGCGCAGAAUAGGGCCGAUUGUAUGCAUGCUGUUGGUGUGGUCCACAAAACUUUUUUGAAUUUUUGAUCUGUCACGUUACAAGUUAUUUGGUUUCCAUUACUUCACAACUGAAAAUAAGCAAUAAUCCAUAUUCAUCAAAAAAUUUCAAGCAAUAUCAUCAAAUUUAAAUUAGACUACGAUAGAAAAAUGUGGUUGCAAGCAAAAAGUUGAAAAUAUGGAUUUUGUUUACCUUUUUAUCUCCUUACGGUCUUCUAGUCAUUCAGGUCAUACACUUAGCAUGACAAACUUUCAUAAACGACAGACAUGAAUUUUUUUUUUCUGGGAUCACUAUUCAUAUUUUUUUUUAAUAUUAGAGGUUAUAUACAUACGGAAAACAAACAGUUUGACGCAAAAUUUGAUAAAAAAUAAUUUCGCCUGUGGUUACCAUUUUCGGAGCCUUGACCAUAUCAUGCCUAACGUAUCGUCGCUGUUGGGCUAUCUUAUGACAAACGCCAUGUUGGCAUAAACUGAGUUAGAUAUGCAGCAUCACUUGUCUAAAAAAUCUGUACAAAGCAGCGUUUUCAGAAUUUUGACAUUCUGCUUGGGUACUGAGCUAUAGCGAGAAACGUGCUGAGAAAUUUUUCUUUUUUUUGCUUCAAAUGCAGAGCUUAAAAAAAAUGACAUCGCUGCAUGAACUUGAAAGAAAACGAAAUUCAAUUCAUGCCAGCUGCGAUGAAUGAAAUUUAUGGUUCGUUUCCAUCGCCAUUCGUUCUCCCGACGCAGUGCUUUCAGGUACGGACAUGUUCGGUUUCAGAAGCAAAGUGAAUUUCAUUUCUAUGCUGGCUUUGAGAGGGAUUAUCGAUUAAAAGUGCACCAGAUAUAGAUUACGCAGUUCACUUAUGCUCGAAAAUGUAAAAGAUGCUAACUUCUGCCUUCAAACUGUCGACAUAAUACCAAAUGAAUGCUUUGGUUGGUGAAUGAAUUUAUAUUUCCUCUACACUCAAGCAUUCGAUUCUGCGUGAAAUUUCAGUCAGUUGGAAAGUGAAUGAAUAAGAGAGGCGUUGAAUCUGAAUGUCGGUUUCGGUAAAUGCAAGCAGAAAUAGGUAACUGAUUUUGAAAUUUCGUGACACUGUUCAAAUGACUCUGUCUGGGAAUUGGCUCAAGUCAGCUUGAUGUAUAAGAUGUUUUUAUGUGUAAAACUAUCUGAGAAACACAAUGGCAUAAUCAUUUUUAAAACCAAAAUACACGACUUGUGAGAAAAAAGCAGUUUAACUUUUAAAUUGGAAAUGUAGCAUAUUUAGCAACACUGUAACCGAAAAUAACAUUUUUUUCUAGAUUCCUUGACUCAUUCCUUUCAAAAUGCAUCUCACCGAUGAUGUUACAUAAAUGAAGCCAAAGAUAUGAAUGAAAGUUAAAAAUUGAUGAUUUUUCUUAAGGAAAAAGAAUAUACAGAAGCAUCAAUUAUCUUCUUUGAAUUGUUUAUACCAUGCAUAAGUUUCAAGAUAUUCAAUCGCAAACUUUAAAAAUCGUUUUUCUCGAAAUGUGCUAACUGACGCUUGUUAUAAGAUAGCACAACAGCGACGGUAUAUCAUGCCUAAUCUCUCGCACCCCUUUCCGACCUGGAGGAGCAAAGACUAUCGAUGCAUCACAAUAACAAAAUCAAGCUAAACCUAGCCCACAAAACGAUAAAUACCCAUCAUUCGCGUCGAUUUCGAUGUUGUUAAUUUCGAUCGUGUCAACGAAUCGGGAACAGGAGUUUAUCCUCUCUUACUCUACGAAGUAAAGCCUUAUGCUAAUAUCCAUAAGGAUUUAGCCCAAAAACUGCGUAUCUGCAUUCUCCCAUAACAUUUUUCCGACGAUGACACCAAUAGAGAAAGAAAAACCUUCGACCAACUGUGCGAGUACAGCAGCAGGAGGGAAAAUUCGGAUCACCCCGUCUUGUAGAACACCUCUUACUGAAUUUAAAAAUUUCAAAUUUACACGGACAUAGAAAUCAAAACAGUAUUUGUUACACGAUCUAAAUAUUGAAAUUGACCACGAAAGAGUAAUAAUAUAUGAGUUAUUCUCUAGGUAUUACCUAUGCACCUUCUGUUGGGAAGACCCCUUUUGUCGCUUUAGUCUAUAAAAACACACCAGUCACGGUAAUUACAGAAAAUUUAUAUGGCACAGCUAAGCAUUGUGUCGCUUCUAUAACAGAAGAAAUGAAGAGACCACCACCUUGCUUUGCAUAGAUCCAACCAGCAACGCACCUAAGCUUUGGUAAGGCUUCGUUAGAAAUUAUCCUUAUUACUGCUAUAUCUGCUACAAACGCACUACGUAGUUACCUCAAUAAUUAAUUCGUCUAGAAAUUUUCAAAUAAAUGGUAUGUUCGUUAAUUGUAUUAACAGAUUAUAUUUGAUAUUACUUGAUUAAGGCACAUAACACCGGAGAGCAUCAUAUAAAAGGUAUUGAGGAUGAGCACGAUGACUUCUGACCUAAUUAGCAUUCUGGCGCUGAAUGGAACUUCGUUCUAUGUCGUUAUAGAUCAACUUAAUUACAAUGGAAUAUGUUAUAACACUUUUAACUCUAUCACAAAAUCAUCGACAUCAAUAUUAACAUUCGCCUAGUCAAUCACUUUCAGAUGUCUUACGACUGCCAACAGAAACAAAUUAGAAUAUGGUUCAAAUGAUAUUUGAGGACUUCAAACGAUGCAUCAAUCCGAUUGCGGUUUAGUUGUUCCACGGUGCUACACUAGUAUUGUGUAAAAAGAGAUAGAAUUAUAAUAACCAAGUUUGAAUGAGUGAAGCAGUAACUAAACUGGUGUAGUGGAGUGUCAAAAACAAAAAUGUCACUAUGAAACAGUGUUACAAAUUCAGACCACCUGAUGAUAACCAAGGAACAGUAUCAUUCGUUGUACAGAGAAAUACUUCUCGUUCAGUUUAUCCAACAAACUACGUGUAACUGAAAUCUUCAGCUCGAUCCUGACAAAUAAUUCUGCUCGUUAAUCUGUUUUAAACUCAAAAAAGCCAUGCGAGUUCAUAUUAUACCUGCAUUCAAAAUGACACAAUUAUGUACACAUGAAAAUAAAUGAAACUUGCCUAACGAACAAUGCAAAGUCCAUUUCAUAGCGACAGUUUCUUCCUAGAUAAAGCGCCUAAAAAUAGAUAUUGCAUUAGAACAACAAAACAAUGAGCUCGAGAGGAAAAAUGUCAUUAUUCAAAAUGAAGCAAGCAUGAUAGUUCAGUGCAAACAUACACCACAUGUUAUUGUGAUAUUUUAUAGUAUAUUUUUAACUGUGUGGAUUGACAUCUUCAUAUGCAAAACCAAUAAACUAGCUGUCUAGUAAUGCUUUAUGUUGAUCCUGCUUAUGUAUAGAUGUAAAAUUUAAAAAAAAACCUUCCAAAUUCUUCGAGCGCGUCAGAGCGACCACAUAUCAGCUCAAACUAAUUUCCUCAUAAUUUUCACACGAACUAUCAACGUCUAAAACAACUCUAAUUUAAAGUGCCUUGUUGUGUCACCCUAAUUCCGCUUCUUUGCGAAACAAUUGAAAUGUCUGAAUUUCAAGAACCCACCUUGAAACAUUCUCCUCGCCCACCUAUUUUCCCGCUUUGACACCAUUGAUUUUGAAUGAAUAAAUAACAAGCAAGCCCAAACCCCAAAAGUUACAGUUAUACUACGAGAAAAUAAAAGCAGGCUGUGUGAGCUGAGUAGAUUUAAGAGUCCUUGGCACAGGAACACGGUAAAACGCGGACGCCGUUCCAGAGGACGUCUUCAAAGCUACAUCCGCACGUUUCAAAAGCGGACCAAAAUAGAUUUCAGCUGCUGUAACGCUACACUCUCCGGGUGAAGAACGGUAGUUUUCAAAGUCGUAGAUAAAAUAACGAAAAACCUAAGGUUAACAUUUUCCAUGGUAAAUCUGAAUAGCUUAAUUAUGAAUAUAGUGUAGGAAUAUUAACCAAGCCAGACUACCCAAUCUCCGGUAUAAUAAAAUUACAAAAGUCACAGAAGGCUUUAAAGCAAAAAAAUUCUAGAUCUGGAGAAUAAAAACGAAAAAAGCACAAUUUUAAAUCAUAGAUUUCUUGAGCAAACUUUUCCGUUACCAUUAGCAACGGUUUUACCGAUGUAGCAACUUCAUAGUAACACUUUAUAGCAUCAAACAAUUACCGGUUUCCGCGCAACCCUUUCAAAGUACCACAUAUUGCAAGGAACAAGAAAAACCUUAACUUAGCAGCGACAAAAAAACUAAUGUAAAAAGAUAAACCAUUUAGGAAAGAAAGAAUGAAAGAAAGAAAGAAGCAUUACAUCUAUAAAUAAUAGGACAAGAAACGAACAAAAGUUUUGGUAAAAUUGCUUUAAAUAACGUAACUGAGGAAACUAUUCCCGUGCGUUAGAACGGUGGUUCAGUUCUUUGUUUUUGUUUUGUUCGUUAUUAAAGUAUCUCAAUGAAUUCAAUAAACAAAAAAUGGCAAAUAUCCAUUGUUGCCAACUCAGUUUGAAAUUUGUAGUAUGAAGAAUUACAUUUUUAUGAACAAGUUAUCCACAAUUCCGAUCGUGCCUCUGGUAUUUUCUCAACCACAAUUAGUUUCUAAAAUAUACUGAGUCGAAUCAUUUUUCGGCUUUCGGAUGUGGAUACAUAAGAGGACACUCAUAGAUUGAAACAUUCUCUGUCCAACUAACGAAAUUGAUUCGCUAGUAGGAACGACUAACCAAAAACUGGUCACAAUGUAUUAGUUGUGCUAAUGCAUCUAUUCACAUCUCCAACUCUUGUCAGUUUGAUAGUCAAAGUGAAUUCGACGUGAAAUUUUGACAUUCAGGUGUUUUUGGUUGGACAAGUAUACAACUAGCGGCGGUCCAACUAAAAUCGGCCGGAUGAUUUCGACUGAAAUAAAACGAAAUUCAAUCUGCACUAAAAAUGCGGUGCGUGUGUUUGCUGUGCAGAUGGUUUUCGCUAUACAUACAUAACAGUCGAAAAUCGAACGGCUUGGGGAAUUCUGAAACUAUAUUUAUUAGUGUAGUAUCGAUUUAUUUUUUUAUUAUCCGUCGACUCCUGUCCACACUGAGCGCCAAUUGCCGAAUAAAAUAGGUGGCUCCACCAUCUGGACCCUAGAUAUCGGCCCAUCAACACAUGGACCGGGACAACGGCUUUACUUCCCUUCCGAAGGAACUUCCGAAGGAAGACGUAACCACAGAUGUUUCACCUCAGAAAAUCUCAACAACCUCGGCUUGAAUUGAACCCAGACCUGUUGUGGUGAGUGACGGUCACGCACCGGCGCCGUCAAGUGUAUAGCGUCGUGUCAGGUGGAACAGAACAGAACAAAUGAGUUCGUGCUCCCUGCCAGUCUGAUGCGACGAGUCGUUGAUUCAACGAACGUACGUCCCAUGGCUACUAUAACACUUUGACUGCGUUAAAUAAGGCAGUUGGAGUACUAAACUAUAAGUAAUAUGUGUCAAAAUAACGUCAUAGAAGUCUACUCGCUUGUAUCAGAUUGAUGCUGGCUCAAUUGGAUUUAGGAUGAAGUUUGGGAUCCCGGAAUAGAUUAGGACUUUGGAAAAGGAAUCAGUUUAGGCACAUUUUGAAUUUAAAACCAUACUUAAAUGUAACAACUGAUUCCGGCUGAGUUAAGCACGAAUCCUGUCGAACCUGUAUACCCAGUCGACUGCAAUCCAAUAUUUUUUUUACUCCUGGAUCGUUCUUACAGAAAUCGAGAUCGAAAUAUUUCGAAAUUGAUCAAUCGGAAGAAAAAACAACCACAUUCCAUCUGCCCCGUGUCAUACCAUCUGAAGACAUAGCGUCCGAAGGAUGGUACGUCAUAACGACAUUAUGAUGCACAAGGGUGAGUGUGCCAGAUGGUAUCCAAGACGCUGGGACACACUCUUAUGCCGUUCUUCAUGGCACACAACAAUUGCGAACCGAGGCGAUACGACGUUGUACCUUUGCGUCAUAACAUCUCCCGCAAUCUCGGUGGCCACGCAUUACACGCGCGAAUUUACUAUAACACACGCAGAUUUUAAUCUAUCCGAAACAAUUUUCGGAAAACUGACAGCGAUAAAAAUACAGUGUAAACAAUACAUUCUAAACUACUUCUACCCAAAUUUUCAAGAGAAAAUACCCAAUGGGUCAUUUUCUACAGCGUUUUUUCCGCGAUGCAAUUUGAUUGCGUUUGUCUCGAAACUGCGGUUUUCAAAUUGGCGAACACGAUAAUUCAAAAGCUAACCAACGAAUUGACUUGAUUUUUGUAUGAGGAUGCCCAAUAUGUGUAACCUGACGAUGAACCACAGAAAGCUGAAUAAAAAAAAAUUUCUCCCUAUUAUUUAGAAGAAAAAUGAGCUAAGUUUACAGUAAAAUAUGACAUUUUUCGGUUUUCAUGAAGCCAUUUUCCGAAACUCGAACUUUUUUCUAUUUUUUGUGGUUCAUCGACUAACAAGUCUAAGCUUUACAAAACUUAUCGAAUUUCCCGUAUCAAACAAUUUUAUCGAGAGUUAUCGUGUUCGCCGCGGCGCUCCUCCACUUGGAACGCUCGUAAGUGUGGAUCUGUGUGACUGACAAUAUUUUUUUUUCGUACACAAUGAAUGAAUAAAACGAUCCUAGCAUUACUCAAAAGAUCUAUUGUUGCUUUGCUUUCAAAAUCGUAAAAAAAACUCGUUAUGAGCACUUUACACCAGACGCUACCAUUAAGGCCGGAACACAAUCAAUGCGGUGCGGCACGGCACUGCGCGGUAUAUUAUUUAAACCAUUCCGAUUGCAUGCAUGUACUCACAAUAAGAGUUAAAAAUAUUCGAAGCUCUUUUUUGACGGCUGAAAAUGAACCUAAUGCGACUCGUGGUGAAAAGAAAAAAUAUUCAUUCAAAAAUCCAUGUUAUUCAUUCAAUUGAAUAUCGUACAAUAAUAUUCAUUUCACUGAUUAUCUAGGCAAUUGUUUUCAAAUGCCGGUAAAGCAUAAAACAACAAGUAUCAUCACUUACAUUGUGCCAUCGCUUACUUUCAUGCUUCUGACUCAUUGGUGCACGUGCAUGGAUGAAUGGGCGGUUUGUUCGUUUGACGUUUUCCGCUGCGUCAUUGAAUAUUGAAAAUGAAUGCGGCUGAAUAUGAUCAAUUUUCAUUCAAUGAGUUUGAAUAUUUGUAACUCUGCUCACAAUGACUGCGAUGCGGCAGCUGCAGUGUUUAAAAUUGCUAAAAAAAUACGGCAAGUGAGUGCGUGUCAAACGUUUUCGGCAGGAUUUAUUUACUGAAAAAUUUGGAAUUCAAGGAGAUGACACAUUAUUUUUUAAGAUUAUUUUAUAGCAAUUAAUUUAGGCUACUAUUUGUGGUAAAAUGAAAAUCGGAAAUGCUUAAAAAAUUGAAAUUCGCACAUUUCACUUAUUUUGAAUUCACUACAAUGCAAGCAUAUUAUUGUAUUUCGUACAUUGCAACUUCAAAAGAAUUUUUGUUAUAAAUUUAUUGGAGCUUCUCCAAAAAAUCAUAAGGAUUCGUAGAAUUUAAGAAAUUGAUCUUAUUUGGCUAAUAAUUUUGAAUCCAAAGCGGUAACAUAUACAUCGUUAUAUAACAUUCUUUUGCUAAUGAUGUAGACGAAAGAUUUACUGAUACUCAUUGGAAAUAAAUACAUUAAAACAUCGUAGAAAUAUUAGAACAGUAAGAAAUCCCAUUCAUUAAACCAUUCUACAAUCUUUUGAAUCAUUUCCAAUGAAUUUAACAAAAAAAAUCGAAAACUGUUACCUGCAUCCAUUGUCAUCGUUUAAUGUAUAAUUGCUUUAAAUUGAAAGUGAAUAAAUGAGAUUACUGAGUUUCUACAUAUUUCUUUGAAUUUUAUAAAGUACUUGAAAUGAAUACAAAACUUUCUUCUAUAAAUUGUAGCCGUACUUCUAUAAAUUGUACAAAUCGCUGUACAUUCAAAGUUAUUGGCUGAAUAAGCAUAAUUAAACUUUAACUUAGUUAAAUUAUAAUGGGUGAUUUCGUCUCAUCAGAAACUGACACUAACUUUUUGUCGGAAUAGAUUAGUGCCGGCUUGACGCUAAAUCUUUAAAACUGAAACACACUUUGAGCCGAGUUCUUCACCCCUGCGUCCGUGCGUCUCAGUGUCCAGAAUAUCAACUGUGACAUAAGAUCCGAAAACGAAUGGUCGCCAUAUCGUCAGUGACAUCAUGACGCGUAAGGAGUGCAUCAUAAAGUGCAUUUGCCUAUAAUGCACAUCCCUGUUCAGAUGUUAUGGCGCAACCUGGUGCGUCAUUACGUGCCAGACGAUACGUUACGCCCCGUUUUGAAACCUUAUGACCUGGAACGUUACGACGCAGUUCUUAAACGUCAAACAGUCCGAAAAUAUGAGUGCUGGAUUGAACUUUCGAUUUUAUGACGCAAUGCCCUUGCGGUAAACAUAACGCACAUAUUGCAUUCUAGUUUAUAGACUUAAAAAUUCGAUACAGAUUGGUUUAAGAAAAGUCGAAAAAUAAACUGACUAGAUGUGUAUUGCACGUAGUACAGCUAAAUUCGCAGUUCUUAUCAUUUUUUGGGAGGUGGCCUUAAUGGCCCUUUGUCAUGAAAAAAUUCGAAAAUACCGACUAGCACCAUCACUUUAAAUGUUUGGGCUUGGAAUUUAUUUCGAAAUUUUUGUAGUAAGCUGUCCAUAUAGGAUAUUCAUAAUUUUUUGUGGUGCAUCUUGUUUAGGCAAGACUCUGACUGGAUUACGGUUAAUCAGUUAUAAUCAGUUCCUCGGCCCAUACAAAAAUGGAUUGUUAUUGGUUACUGCACACUUGAUUCAUAAAGAAUAUGAAUGAAUAUGAAUAAAAAAUGGCUCAACCAGUAUGUUUUCCAAACUAUUUGAAGAUUUAUGGCUCAUAGUUAUUCUAAGAUUUACGCUUUCAAGAAUGAUAAACGAAAAGUCAAUCUAACGCCUAUCCACCUUCUAUUGACCUGCGAGGAGAGUGGCAGCCACUAUCCAUCAGUCGUUUCACCUCAAAGCUGUUCACGUCUCCGUUCCUUGUGUAACCCUACGACCGGGGUAAAAAGAGGCAAAACUCUUGGUGUUUUCAUUUGAUUGCACUGGAAAUUUAUUUAUUUUAAAUUGUCCAUUACACAACGCAAGAGCAAACUAAGCUGAACCAUCGUCUAGGGCACACGGGAGGAAAAACUAGGUCGUUCCUGAAACAAAAGAUGAGAUAUUGAUUAGUUUAAGUUAAACGUAGACAAGAUAAGAAGUACUCAUUAGGCGAUUUAAAAAAAAAAUAGAAAGCACAAACAGAAAGCAGAACUUAUUCUACCUGAAUGUUUGCCCCAAACUUAUUAAUAUCAAUAGUAUCAUAUUUUCGAUCAUAGUCUUCAACCAAUUUUUUCAAUCAUCAAACAACAACCACCACCACCAUACUCGUAUACUGUAUGAAAGAUAUAAAUAACGCAGAGAAUCAUCUACAUUUCAAAGACAACAGUAUGCCAAAAACGUUGAUAGCAUUAUUGCAACCAAGAAUAGUUAAAGGACAUUACAUGAUAACGUAUUACCUAUAUUGACGGAUACUAGAACUUCACUUGCUUCAGUUACGGUUUCU
Molecule: messenger RNA, 21742 nt
Organism: Topomyia yanbarensis
Lineage: Eukaryota; Metazoa; Arthropoda; Insecta; Diptera; Culicidae
Gene: SK
Product: small conductance calcium-activated potassium channel protein
Exons: 15
Coding region: 2912-4792 (626 amino acids)
Biological process (GO): potassium ion transmembrane transport
Cellular component (GO): neuronal cell body; neuron projection; plasma membrane
Molecular function (GO): calmodulin binding; small conductance calcium-activated potassium channel activity
Source: RefSeq, a predicted model, not a curated record